AUGAGUUCAGCACCAUACGAGGAGAAAUGCCAAGAUGCAACCGACCUAUUAAACAACUCCAAAGACGCAGCAUCGUCAUCCUCGAAAGAAGCGCAAGGUGUGCCGGCACAAACGAUUCAAAACGACAGCACGACAAACCUGCAUCAAAUAGAAAGCAAGCCACCCCCGAAAUAUCCCGACGUGGUGCAAAUUGAAGAAAUGCAAGCAUUAUCUGAAAUUGGCCGCGAUUGGCCCGACGAUAUCGAAUCUGAAAGUUUGAGCCAUUUAAAUGAACAUAGAGAUCGACACGGCAACAUUGUUAAAGAUCAUCAGGAUGAGCAACAGUACGUCAGUGAGGAAGAGAAGAGUGAGCGAGAUAAGUUGAGCAAGAUUAAGGAAGAUGAGGAUCGAGCUAUGGUGAAGAGGAAAAAGGAUGAGAUUAUGGCUAAAGAACGUAAAAACCAGAGAAGGUGA
Molecule: messenger RNA, 453 nt
Organism: Lodderomyces beijingensis
Lineage: Eukaryota; Fungi; Ascomycota; Pichiomycetes; Serinales; Debaryomycetaceae
Source: the annotation of a GenBank genome assembly